Verticillium dahliae VdLs.17 is the source of this 312-nucleotide messenger RNA. RefSeq lists its product as uncharacterized. Bases 1 to 312 code for a protein of 103 amino acids. The record is from RefSeq and is a predicted model, not a curated record. The transcript has a single exon. Lineage: Eukaryota; Fungi; Ascomycota; Sordariomycetes; Glomerellales; Plectosphaerellaceae.
AUGAUGCUCGAGGCCGGCUCCUCCCCGCGCGUCAAGAACAAGGGCGGCCUGACGCCCCUGCAGCUCGUCGACCCCGCGAACAAGGAGCUCCGCGACCUCAUCCAGAAGCACGAGUACGCCGCCCUCAACGCCGGCGAUUUCGUCAACGUCGAGCCCGCGGCGCCCGCGCAGGGUGGCAAGGCGAACCAGCAGCAGCACCACCACCAGCAGGAGGUUGAAAGUGACGAGGACGCCGAGUUCAGCGGCAGCGACGACGACGAGAGGGCCGAGUGGGAGCGUCGGCGGAAGGAGAGGAGGGCGCAAAGGGGCUAA